Molecule: messenger RNA, 3248 nt
Organism: Xenopus tropicalis (tropical clawed frog)
Lineage: Eukaryota; Metazoa; Chordata; Amphibia; Anura; Pipidae
Gene: themis
Product: thymocyte selection associated
Exons: 6
Coding region: 90-2090 (666 amino acids)
Source: RefSeq, a predicted model, not a curated record
UGUGCAGUGUGUCCCUAGCAGCAUACCACACAUCUCUGCUCUCUGUGCAUAGAAUUACUUUGCUUGGGCUGCAUGACUAACCUUGGAUUAUGGCAACUUCACUUGAGCAAUUUAUUAAUACUCUGGAUCCAAAAACACUUCCAAGAGUGCUGCAGAUACAAUCUGGAUAUUAUUAUGGAGGCUCCAUAUAUGAACUCUUUGGAAAUGAAUGCUCCAUUUCAACAGGAGACAUUAUUAAAGUCAUUGGAUACAAAGUCACAAAAGUUCUAGCCUACAUGAAUGGUAGUACUGAAUCUAAUGAAGUAUUGGCUACAACGGAGCUUCCACUUGAUUUUCCAGGUUUGUUUAAAGUGGUUGCUGAUAAAAGACCAUAUUGUACUAUUGAAGAGAUCAUCAGGACACUACAUGUCGGACCAACUCGAUUUGGCCAUCCAAGUUUCCAUAGUGCAAAUAAUUUAGAUGUGGCAGGUAUUACCAUUAGCAAAGAUGAUGAAAUCCUGAUCAGAUCCAUAGAGGAAGUAAAUGGUGUCACAUCUGUAAACUGUGGAGUAAUACGGAAGGGACAUUUCCAUUCAUUCCUUUUACCUCUGUCAUGUGAAGGGGUGUUCUAUGAAUGUCCAGAUGAAAAAAUUUACACUCUGAAGGAGAUAUUGGAAUGGAAAAUUCCAAAAAGCAGGAGCAGGGCUGUAAUUCUUACAGAAGUUAUUGGAACUUGUGAUAUAAAACAAUUUUACCAGCUAGGUGCCAAUGCAACAAUGAUUUUAAAGCCAGUCUAUGAUGUGCAAGCAAUCAUGCAGUUUCGGAAGGAUAUUGUACAUCUGCAAUCUGACCUUGAUAUUGAAGUACUAGAUAUCACCAAUAAUUUUAAUAUUAAAUGUUUUAUACAGACAUUAACUAUUCAUGAUGUGUUUGAACUGACUACCAAUGAAUUUCCCAUGAUUGCAGAAAUUAUCGAGCAUGUAGCAGGCGAAUAUGCACACUGCAAUUUAUUAUCGCCCGGAAAAAAAAUUAUCAUCCACAAAAAGGAUCAAGCAGAUAGAAUUAUAGCCUCAGAGUUAAGAAGUGACUCCCCAAAUAAACAUUUUCUUAUCCCAGAUACUUACAAGGGGAAGUUUAAAAGAAGACCCAGAUGUUUCCCUACUGUCUAUGACUUAAAGGUUGCGAAGAGAGAAGCAGAUGAGCUUCAUGUUGUGGCAACAAAGCCUUUCCAAUCAGCAUAUAAAGAAUUUUCUUCAAUAUGUGUUGGGGAUCAGUUUCUUGUUAAGCAACAUCACUUCUGUGAAAUCAUGGACAAAGGCAAAAAAACAGUUGUAGAGGUGUUAACAUUUUUGAAAAUUAAUGGCAAAGCCCGUGAACAAGUCACCAUACCUUUGUAUGCCGAAGGUGGAUUUCUGGAAGUUGUAUAUGACGAGAGACAAUACUAUAUAAAAGAGCUAUGUAAACAUUUCCACUUUCCUUUGAAUGUAAAGGUGUCUGUGAGAGAUUUGUUUGCAAUGGGCGAGGAUAUUUUAGCAAGUACAUCAGUACUUCAGCUGGAAGAGCACAUUACAGAUUCAUAUUUGCUUGUUAGUUCAUAUGACAGUCCUCAGGAGGUUUGGGAACUUCCAGUUCAUCGGCUCAACCUAUCUGUUCAUAUAAUUGGUAGCUUUCAAGGAGAAACCUUCUGUUUGCCAACCAAAACCAACAUUGAGGAAAUAAAUAAGGAGGAGUAUUAUAUGGUGAGGAGAUAUGAAGGUCAGGUCCAGCGCCCACCUCCAAGGCCACCCAAGACUCCUCUGUUUGCUUGUGAAUCUGCCGAAAGGGAAUCCAACCCCAUAUUUACUGAGAAUCCAACCCCAGUGGAGGAUUGCAGAGCAACAUUAGAACUGCAAGGUGACUGCCAAGGGCAUGUAUUGUGUGGAGAAAAAGACAAAGGUGGCAAUGUAGAAGUCAGUGGAGAGAAAGACAAAGGUGACAAUGUAGAAGUCAGUGGAGAGAAAGACAAAGGUGACAAUGUAGAAGUCAGUUCUGAAAAAGGUACUGCCAUGACUGUAUUCUGCAAGGAUGAGAUUCAUCAGCACACUAUUGAAAAUCAUGUGGAAGACAUAUAGUAUGUUGAUACUAUAUACCAAUCCUGGACUGGUGUGUUCUGGCAAAGCAGCACCUGCUGUUCCUGCAGGCGGAGCCCUUGCACUUUUUCUAUACAGGGUCCCUCCACUGACUGUAUCAGCUCCUGGUGGUCACAGGUUAACCCAUUCUACUAACUCAUAGCAGCCAAAGAAUUUUCUUGUAUUUUGCUAUUUUACAAAUUGCUGCUCUACUGUACUGUAGUUGUGAAUUAGGUUGUCUCCUUAUCUGUCAUGUAAACUCCUAUUUUUCACUUCUUGUAACUGGUUACUCUUACAUGGCAUGGUAUCUUUAGUUUUUUUUAUUGUGGUCUACACUGUGUAACUUCUUGACUAGAAAAUGAUUGAAUGAGAUAAAUAUUCCUUCUUGGCAUUAGUUUGGGAAUGUAGCUUAUAUUCAUUAAUAUUUAACUUAUGUUCCACAUGUGUUGUUUACACAACAUUCAUUUUCAAGGACUUAAACAAAAAAGAGGUUUCUGCAUUCCAUUUUUCUUUUAAAACAAAUGAACUGUUGAUAUACAGACCUUGGGGCAAGUGAGGGCUACUACCACUCAAGAGAAACACAUUGAAAAAUGUACUGUACUUUGAUUCUAUACAAUAAAAAUAGUAGUAGUGAUAGGUAAAUCUUUUGCCUGGUACUGUUUUGCAGUGAAAAUUCUCUUUUUUCGCCAGCAGCGAAAAGGAGCUGCAAUGCAAUUUCACCUUCCCAUUGACUACAAAGCAUCUAGCAAAAUGUCAGGGCCAGUUAUACUUAUCACUAAAUAUUAAGGCUUAUUUACAAAUGCAGCAUGAAGUUCAGAAUUUUAAUGGAAAUUGCCAUUUUUUUUACCCACAAUGUGUGGUUUUUAAGCAUCAUUGUAGGCUUCAAAAACACAGUCUGCUGCAACUUGUGCACCAUUCUUCAAUUAGCGCUUAUUUUGGUAAAGUGCAAACAAGUAGUCCCACAUAGUGGACAUACUGGGGAUGGGCAUCACUACAGGAGCACCAAUGCACAGUUUCAACAAAGCUCCCAACUGUCCUAAUUUUGACAGCUCACUCCACAGUCCUGGGUUCUUACUGAAAAGUUCCUUAUUUCCCUUUGAUCUUCUGCACUGAACCAAAAAACAAUUGUAACUAAUAAGCUAAACAGGUCUCUUGGGGGAA